GGCAGUUCCGCAGCUCGGCAAGCAGAACGUCAAGAUGUUGAGAUUCAGUCGGCCUCUCCUAUUUCUGCUCCUGUCCUUGUCGUGGGGCCAAACAGCACAUUUGCGGAGCCACAUCAUCGGAGGCCAGGAAGCAGUACCCCACUCCAGACCCUACAUGGCAGCACUCAAAACGGACAUGGGCUUUGGCUGCGGCGGGUUCCUGGUGGACCCCCAGUGGGUUAUGACGGCUGCGCACUGCAUGACAGAUAUGACCGUGGUUUUGGGGGCACACGACCGCUCCGCCAUCGAGGACACUCAACAGGUGAUUGGCGUUGAGUCGUACCACGAGCACCCGGAAUAUGAUAGUGCAACGGUCUCAAACGAUAUCCUUCUGCUCAAGCUGGCCCACAAGGCUACUCUGAACAAAUACGUCCAGAUGAUUCCCCUGCCGAAAUCUAGCAGCGACCUCCCCGAGGGGACACCCUGCAGCCUGGCAGGGUGGGGCCUGAUUGACGACAACCAGGACACGGAGAGGCUCUUUGAGACCAACGUCACCAUCUACAGCCGCAGGAAGUGCAUGAAGGUCUACCCAAACCUCAACGAUGGGAUGAUCUGCGCAGGCAGCCACAACGAGCUUCGGGAUACGAGCCAGGGUGAUUCUGGAGGCCCCAUGGUGUGCAACGGUGUGGUGCAAGGAAUCGUCUCGUUUGGCAACUCGUACCCUCCCGGCGUUUACUCUCGCAUCGGCCAUUUCCUUCCCUGGAUCAAGAAAAUCAUGGAUUCCUGAAGAGAAGAAGCAACGGGCGGCAGCACCCUUUGCUCUCUCUCUAUAUAUAUAUAAAAAAAAAACCUUCUGCAUGCUUAAUAACCUGUACGGCUUUCGUUCUGCAAUCCCACCCACCCGCAACCUAUUGAAGCGAGUGGGCCCAUGAGGUCUUCAAUUCGCAAGUGCUUUUGUGUGGUUCGCCUCUUCGUAGAGCGGCAAUUCCCAGAGAGGUUGAACAGUCGACCCAUCUCUCCAUUGUGGUGUAGUGGUCAAGUGCGGCGGACUCGUAAUCUGGUGAACCGGGUUCGCGUCCCC
Lacerta agilis (Sand lizard) is the source of this 1060-nucleotide messenger RNA. Its product is annotated as mast cell protease 1A-like. Bases 35 to 766 code for a protein of 243 amino acids. Gene Ontology annotation, molecular function: serine-type endopeptidase activity. Gene Ontology annotation, biological process: proteolysis. The transcript has 5 exons. NCBI's taxonomy places the organism in Eukaryota, Metazoa, Chordata, Lepidosauria, Squamata, Lacertidae. The record is from RefSeq and is a predicted model, not a curated record.